This is a messenger RNA of Papilio xuthus (Asian swallowtail), 1368 nucleotides long. RefSeq names its product olfactory receptor 60 (gene Or-60). Gene Ontology annotation, molecular function: olfactory receptor activity; odorant binding. Gene Ontology annotation, biological process: detection of chemical stimulus involved in sensory perception of smell; sensory perception of smell. Lineage: Eukaryota; Metazoa; Arthropoda; Insecta; Lepidoptera; Papilionidae. The transcript has 5 exons. The coding region runs from base 1 to 1347 and encodes 448 amino acids. Gene Ontology annotation, cellular component: plasma membrane. The record is from RefSeq and is a predicted model, not a curated record.
AUGUCGGACAAUUCGGACGUAUCUCGACCUCAACGAUAUUUUGGUUUCCAUUAUCUUUUAUUAAGAUUUUUAGGCCUUGGUUGGUGGCACCAUCCUGAUGAAAAUGACACACGUAACUUUCCCGGAUUGUAUUUUUAUUAUGCUCUGUUAACAGAACUCGUUUGGGUUGUAAUUUUCGUUGGACUGGAAUCGAUAGAUCCCUUUAUAGGUCAUAAAGAUUUAGAUAGAUUUAUGUUCAGUCUGUCAUUUGUUGUAACUCAUGAUCUUACUCUUAUAAAACUCUAUAUAUUCUUCUUUAAAAAUCGAGAACUUCAAGAUAUUGUCCGAACUUUAGAGAUCGAUUUGCAAGAUUACUACCAGAACAAUAGUCUCAUUCGUCAGACGAUUAAAGUGACAAAAAUAUUGACGGCCUCAUUUCUCUUUUUCGGAUGGCUUACAAUUGGCAAUACUACCGUAUAUGGUAUUCUUCGAGAUAUUAAAUGGAAAAGAGAGAUAUUACAACUAAAUGAGUCUACAAGCAAACCACCAAGGACAUUGCCACAACCUAUUUACAUACCAUGGGACUAUGAAAAUGAAAGAUCGUACAUUAUAACCUAUUUUUUUGAAACAAUAGGAUUGUUGUGGACCGGUCAUAUUGUUAUGACGAUCGACACAUUGAUAGGUUCUAUUAUUCUUCACAUGAGUUGCCAAUUCACUAUACUACAAGAAGCAUUUCUAACAGCCUAUUAUCGAGCCAUUGGAAGACUUUAUCAAGGUAUUCAGGUAAAUGAAAAUAACGCAAGCGAUUCUUCUGAACAUUUUAUUAGUAGUAAGGAUCUUGAUAUGAGAGAAACUAUUAUAAGGAAGUAUAAAUCGGAUAAAGAAAUUGAAGAGGCUUUACUGACGGAAUUGAAUAGUUGUUUUAAGCAACACCAACUAUUAAUCAGUUGCGUGGAAAAGUUCUCGGUGACGUAUUCAUACGGCUUCGUGACUCAACUGUUGUCCAGUAUGGCGGCCAUUUGUGCUGUAAUGGUGCAAGUUUCGUUAGAUGCAUCCAGUUUCAAGUCGGUACGCUUGAUAACAUCAUUGGCAUUCUUCGUAGCAAUGAUCAUACAACUUGCGAUACAAUGCUUUACUGGAAACGAACUCACUUAUCAAGCAAAGCUCGUGGCUGACUCGGUAAUGGAGUGUCAGUGGGAGCGAAUGCCAGCGCGCGUACGUAAGAUGCUUCUGCUGACGAUGAUGCGAGCUCAGAAGCCGCUGCAUCUCACUGCUGCCGGCUUCGCUAAUAUGAACAAUGAUUGCUUCUUAGCUAUAAUGAAAGCCGCGUACUCCUAUUACGCGGUGCUAAGCAAACGCCAAGUUUAGGAUUUCAUUAAAAAUAAUGCA